Trichomonas vaginalis G3 is the source of this 2205-nucleotide messenger RNA. Its product is annotated as 1-phosphatidylinositol-3-kinase protein. The transcript has a single exon. Gene Ontology annotation, molecular function: 1-phosphatidylinositol-3-kinase activity. Gene Ontology annotation, biological process: phosphatidylinositol-3-phosphate biosynthetic process; endocytosis; autophagosome assembly. Gene Ontology annotation, cellular component: phagophore assembly site; membrane; phosphatidylinositol 3-kinase complex, class III, type I. The coding region runs from base 1 to 2205 and encodes 734 amino acids. NCBI's taxonomy places the organism in Eukaryota, Parabasalia, Trichomonadida, Trichomonadidae. The record is from RefSeq and is a predicted model, not a curated record.
AUGUUCGAUGAUGAUUCUCCCUUCGCUGAAAGACCAGAAAAGAGAGCAUUAAGACUCGUCGGUGUAUUAGGACCAUUUCUUCAUAUUCAUAGAAAAUUGAUCAAAGAAGCAUAUGAUCAACGAAAAAUUACAAUCUUACAUUCUCCAUUAUCAUGCUUUAUUAUUAAAUUUCGACUUGCAUUAGGUGAAGAUGAACUAGCAGAAUAUACAAUGUCCCCUACAGACUUAAAAGGCACAGCUUCAGAUUUUCAUCAAUUAUUACUUUUCUCAUAUCCUGUUGAAGUACCAGAACAAUUCUUUAUUCUCGAUGAUUUCAAUGUUGUAAUUACACUCACACAUAAAUUAGAGGAUUUUGAUUCUGUUUUUGUUGCAAGAGGAAAAGUAAAUCAUUUAUUCGGUGAUGUUAUCUUUACUUUAUCAGAUGGAAAAGAUACAAAAGUAGAUAGAGCUAUCAUUACUGACUUAUUAAAGCAUCAUAUCAAUGAUUUAUCAAUACCUUUGUAUAGAUCUCCUUCUCCGAUGCUCAGUGAUAUAGCAUCACAAUCAGUAGACUUGUUUUCUGGCUUAGCACAAAUGGAAACAACAAUGCCAUACGUUGGAGAUUUAGAAAAGUAUUCAGGAACGGUAACGAACACAUUCGCAUGCAUUGUUACAUCACCUGCUCAGGGAAUAUCAGCCCAAGAGCUAGAUUGGACAAAAUUCAGACGUCCAAGAUUUUUCAAAGAUAAUUCAACUCCAACAUAUGAUAAAGUACCACAUCUCAAACAGAUCAUCAAUUGUCCAUUCAUUUCUGGUAUGACUGAUGCAGAUUUUGAAGCUCUAAAAGAAUAUCCAAAAUAUGUUUCAACAUUUCCUUCAGGAUUCUUAAAACUAGCAUCACGAGACAUGUUUGUAUCAUCACCAGACCUUCCUUUCAGUAUUGCUUUAUACACAUUGACUUUAGAAGAUCCAACACAAUACAUUUGUCGACAUGCGACAAAUUGUCUUUACAGAGCCCCAUUAAAUGUUGUCAAAACAUUUAUUCCAUGUGUUGUUCAAGUUGCCAUAAUCUCUAAAGAAGCCAAAGACUUUCUUCUUGACAAAUGCGCCGAAGAUGAUGAAAUUUGUGUCUCAACAUACUGGAAUUUGAUGCUAGAAUCGGAAAACAAAGCCCAAGGAUCGAUGGCCCAGCGAAUUCUAGCUGAUCUCCUCAAAGUUGUAAAUAAAGAAAUUAUUGCUGACAUAGAAGUCGGAAGAAAGGAGCUUGAUAGGCUAAUGGAGAUUGUAAAAGGUGUUAAAACGGUCCCAAAGGACUCUCAGAUCAAUUUCUUGAAGGAAAAACUUGGAGAUGGUCAUGUCUCAAAACCAUUCAGACUUCCGAUCAUGCCGUCCUUUAUUGUGCAUUCAAUAAGCUUAGAAAACAUCAUCGUUUUCGGUUCCAGUUUACAACCUGUUAAAUUUGAUUUUCUCAACGACAAAAAGCAAGUUUACUCGGCCAUCUUGAAGUACGGUGAUGAUAUGAGGCAAGAUGCAUUAGCUCUUAACACUAUAAAGUUUAUUGAUGAUCAUUUAAAGGGUUAUGGAUUAGAUUUGUGCAUGUCACCGUAUAAAGUGCUUCCAAUUUCCAAGGUUUUCGGUAUGAUGGAAUUUAUUGUUGGUGCCAAAGCUGUUUCUAAAGUUUUGGAACAAAACAAUGAUAGCAUCUCAGAAUUUUGGGACAAAAGUGAAGGAGAUAUGCCUAGGCAAAGGUUUAUUAAGUCUAGUGCGGCAUAUUCUGUUGUUUCUUACGUGUUAGGAGUUGGAGAUCGACAUUUAGAUAAUUUAUUAGUGUCGAAGAAAGGAAAUUUCCUACAUGUAGACUUCGGAUACAUGUUUGGAAUUGAUCCUAAGUUUGUUCCUGUUACUGUUCGUGUUGUAGAGCAAAUGACUAACGCAAUGGGACCAGAUGGAACAAAUGAGUUCUUAAGAUUGUGUUCUGUUGUUUUCGUUGCUGUUAGGCAUAUUGCAGACGAGCUUUGUUGCAGUUUGGCAAUGAUGAUGAAGGCUGAUUUGCCUCAUUUACCAAAAUCUGCAGCUGUUUUAUCUAAAACAAUGCUUCAGAAACUUGCAUUGGAUAUGAGUGAUGAAGGAGCUGGAGAUUUGAUAAGACAAGAAGUUAUUGAUGCAAUCACGGCAUUAAGACCAAUGUUUGCGGAAUAUAUUCAUAGAUUUGUUCAGAAAUUAUAA